Messenger RNA from Amoebophrya sp. A120, 4952 nucleotides. The record is from the annotation of a GenBank genome assembly. Lineage: Eukaryota; Dinophyceae; Syndiniales; Amoebophryaceae.
GUUGAACAUGCACGUGCUUUCGCUUUUUCCCACAGCAGGUCUAUUAACAACCCCCUUUCAUCAUGAAAUCUUCCCCAUUUUUUGUGACUAGACCAAUCAAUAACUACUAAGUUGUACCAGCUCAGGAAGUAAAGUUUUAGGAAUUAUAUGCCACACCCACUACAUCGUUUAGGAUUCAUUUCUGAUGGACGCUCUGUGUCGGACCGAUUUCCGGUCUAGCGCAUUAAUUCCAGACGCGUCCUCCUCUUGAUUUUUUGUUCUCAAUAAGCAAGGAAAUACUUCCCGUCCCCGGCUAUGUCCCCCUCGUGCCCGCCCGCGUCCUCGUGGCGUCAGGGCGGGAAGAAAAUGACGGGUGAAAAGAUCAAUCCCAGCACGAGCGGGUGGCCUUCAAACGUCGGAAAGCAGUCGGACAGCAGAUCAGGUCGGAAAGCAGUCGCGCGCGUGUGUCUCCUGGCUACAAGUUUGCAACAAGUCGAUCUUGGGGCGGUACAACAAGCGUUUGACAACUUGUUCGGGACAACGAGCUUGUGUGAAGAUCAAGAUGUUCAUGUUCCUGAAAGAACCGGUAAUAUCAUUUUCUCCCUUUAUUCUGGCAACGAAGCUGCGGCGGCCAAAGAGCUGCAGGACGGUAAAAACAGAAGCAGUGGCUGCAGUCAACCGAAGUGGUCCGCGUGUCCUCGUUGCGCCAGUGCGUCGAGGCGCUCGUCGCUGAAGCCCAGGAGAGAUGGCACUUGCAGUACUAAGACUUCUCGACCGACAACGUCCCUGGUCGCCUCGGCGUACCAGUUGCAGGCGAAGACUCAGAAGGAUGCGAAAGUGAGGCACAGAAGGUUUGUAACUCGAAAGCAAAUUAUCCGAACGGCACCUGGCGAGGAAACAAGUGGAGACGAUAAGAAAAAGGCAGCUGAUGUUCCCGCCUCUUCAUAUUCGCUACAUGGUAAAAACAAGAAGGAGGAAAGUGAACGAGAGCAGCUGGCGUUAGGAGCUCUCCCGAAGGACUCUGCGAACAACGUUAUCACGACGAACCAGGAGCUUGUUGAGCAGGACGUUGCUGCGCAACACGAAGACGAAGCGCAUUCCGGACAACGCCGAGCUACGGACGCAAUAUCCGACGGUUCUUCGACUGUGCUGCAGGCAGGCGCAGCGAUGAACAGGCUGGAUGAACUGGGACAGUUCGAAGCGCCUGCUGGGGAAAGACGAACAGAUAACAGCCACCGAAAUAAUCAAGACGGAGUGGCUGCAAGUAGCAAAAUACGCAAAAAUCGUUCCGAAGUUCAACAUUUGGAAGGAAACUACGAGCGUGGGUACGACAGAACUACGAGCUCCGCUACGACGACUACACGAGGUGAUGGGGACAAGAAGACCAUCGACAAGGAAUUUUUGCAACAGCAAGAAGCCUACGCACGACAUGAUGUGCUUCCCAGCCCUUUAGUUGACAACAACGCGUCUACGUUUUCGUCUUUGGCGGAGGUGCAAAAGCUGACAGCACAGGACCGCAAAGCACAAAUCGAUGCAGAAGUUUUUCUUCCCCUCGACGGCCCCCAGCACGUUGAACAUCAAGCGAGCGAAACAGAUGCAGAAACAGCAGAAGGAUUGUCUUCAAGGGACGACGAGCAAAACCAUAAUCUUCUGCAAAAGACGGAGCAAGAAAUAUUAAACGCAAAGAGGUUGAACCGGAAGCAACAGAAUCGGAGGGCCACUACUUCCAACAAGGUCGUUCUAGCGCACGGACGAGACGAAGAGGAUGGUGAUGCCGCACCAGCAAAUAAUGCGACGACGGUCACCUCAACGGGGGACUUUCUCUCCCAAGCGUGCGGCGAAGACUACGAAUUGCUGGGCGGGUCGGGUCCGGGCGCCGGCGAUCAGUUGAUUGUGAGGAACUUCAUUUUGGGCGGACCGGAGUACGUGAAUGACACGAUAGAGCCCAAGAAGCUGUACGGCUACGAGAUCCGAAACUACACGGACGCUCAGACCGGGGCACCGAAGGAGUUUUUGGCCGAGUACUGGCCGCUCCCGUUCACCGGUUCCUGGGACGGAAGCAGCGACGCGGCGGCGUUAAUGACACACAUGAGACAGCUGAACGCCCUGGUCGCGCAGUGCCGGACGCUGUGCGACAACGCCGAGCUGGAGCAGCCGGACCGCGAGAAGUACCACCCCAUGUACUGUGCCGGGUUCAGCAUGGACGCCACCCGGUUUGCGCAGGACGACGGGAGCAUCCACCCACCAAAGCCGGUGGAGGGGCCGUUCAACGUGACCUGCAUGCUGUUCAUGACCGCCUACAACGACUGGCCGGAACUGGUCAGCCACCCGGCCUUCUUGACGUGCAAGAACAAAAUCGCCCCCUCCCUGCUGUCGACCGCCGCGACGGCGUGCCUGGGGAUGCCCUUCCCCGCGGCCGUCGCGCUGAUGAUCGGGCUGGGUGCGAUGCUGCUGAUCAUGGGGAUGAUGGUGGUGUGCUGCCUCUGCUACGGGAGCGACGACGCCACCGCGCGUGCCGCGGCGCGCCGGAGCCAAAGCCAGGCGGCCGCCAGCCGUCGCUCGCAGCAAGCCAGCCAGGUGGGUGCCCUCGGGGUGGGGGGGAUCAUGGGCGUGAGCCCUAGUACAACAGGAGGAGCUGCUGCGCCAGGAGCUCCACCUGGAGUUGGUGCCGCUAGUACAGGAGCAUUACCGGUUGGCGCAGCGCCGCCCGGAGCCGCCGCCACAGUAGGAGCCGUCGGAGGUGCGAUCACGACUUCAAAUGUCGCUGCAACAGGUGCGGCGGUGGGUGCCCAGCCGAGCCCGGGCGCGGCCGUGGAGGGAGCGGGCACCCAGCCGCGCCAGCGUCCGAGCUUUACCGCCAACCGCCCGACCGGGGGGACGAACGUGAGCAAUGCGAGCAUCGGGGGCACCGCGCUGAACAAAAGCACGCACGUCUCGCCAGUGGACAACGCUGCAGGUGGGAAGGCGGACGGGGCCGCGGAGUGGGGCGACAACAAGGAUCACCAAAACGUGGCCGAGGCGGAUGUGGAGUAUGGGCCGCCGCCGCCCGCUCGGCAGACGCUGUCACAGAUGAUCAUCGAGGAGCAGGCCAAGCACGGGGCGGGCAACAGCUCCCCCGACGAGUCGGAGGACGAGGAUGCCGCGCACAAGGACGGCGCCGCGCACAAGCCAAAGGCGAGCGGCAAGAAAAAGGCCAAGGCCAAGGCGGACGCGAAGCACAAGCCCAAAAAGAAGGCCGGCGCGGGAGCGGUACGGCGGGGGACAGAAUUUUGUCAUGGUCCUCGCUUGUUUGGAUAUUUUGAACUUUUGCGCGGGAGCUGGUCCUCUUUCGCUACCGAGCUAAGGUCUUUUGAUAUUGCGUAGGAUGUAUGAAGCAGCACUAAGUAAUAGUUGCUCACAAUUGAUGGACGCAGCUUCCUCAUGCUCAGGUUUUUACUUCGGAAAGAAACCUACUCAUUUGGGUUCUUGAAAAUGGAUACUUAUUCGGGCAACGUAUGAUGUCCUGAAAAUAAAUUGAGGUUGGACAUGAUGUUGCACUUCAUGGUAGAAUAAACUGCCACUUAAGAUCAAGUCCUGCCGACUAUAUGCAUUCACUCCCGUCCCUGUGACUGAGAUACACAUACAAAAUCAUGUAGGCCAUAGCAAAAUAUUUGUCCCCCUCCAUAUGCGCACACCAAGGACGAGCCGGAGGAAUCCGAUGGCAAGGCGACCACAAAAAAGAUAACCUAAAGAAAAGCACAGCCAUACCAGCAAAAAAUUAGAAUGUGUCUCUCUCUUGUUUUUCUCACAAGAAACUCAAACUGCUGAUCUGCCACACGGGCGACCUUCCGCCAUGCAUAUAUGUAAGUAGAAUAUAAUGCGGAAUAAGCAUGAGAAGUCGAAGUGCACUUAGGCAGUGUGCCAAGAAUGGAAUUUGUCAUGCCGAACAGCCAAUGAGGACUCAAAAAACGGCACGCACGGCAAAUAUUUUCGAAUAUGGUAUGGGUGUACAAUUUUUUUGGUUGAUAGGGGAAAGGAGGCGCGAAUAGCUCGCUGAAGAAGAAGGGGAAAGACCAGGACGACGACGACAAGCCGUCGGGCGGAACCAACCCGGAUCGGCCCAGUUUCGUAGGCACACCGGGUCAGCCUGUUUCUUUCUCUUAGGAGGUGGCUGUGAUGCUUCGUUCUUCGAUUUUGGAUCACCCGAGUUUUACUUGUUGUUUAUUUUGUUGAUGUAUACUGGAAUCUCAUUUUUUAUUUUUUUUUCUUUCGGAAUUGUAUUUCAAUUUUUCAAGAUAUGCUGCCGGUAGUUGUGCCUAGUUGUACUUCUUAUUGAUGGUGCGCCAGGUGACAUUGAAAGCAUACUAGUGGGUCAUCGAUCAUAUUGGUGCUGUUGCGGCUCUGGGAUUGCAAGGUCAUAAAAACGAGAGGACUUGUUCUUCGUGGAGCCACUACUUAUCAGCAAGGAGAUUACAAUGCGCCCCACAGUGCAACUCUGCAGGCUACCGUUUUGCGUUGUUUUUCAGGAAGAACACCAUUCAGCAGCACCACGACGACCCGUCAUCCGAGUGAGUCAUGCCUUUUUCAGUUUUCACGUUUACUGUUACUUGUUUGCACUGAAGGAUGGACGCGCCGGCCCCCCUGCGCUUGUCGUCGUUCUAGCCAAAAAAAAAUUUUCCGCAGAUCAAUUUCAGCACUCAAUUGUUUUUCCCUUUUCCCUAAAGCAAUUGUACUCGCAAUUAAUUUUCGUUUUUGUAACAACUUCUGUAGUAAAAGUAUUCGUUUUUCUUCUUUAGGUUCUUCCCCUCCUCUCCCACUAGAAAUUCAGAAAACCGCUAGGCAGGAGAAGCAAGCUAGAUCAUUUUUUAACAUUUUACAGGGGAAAAGUGAGUAGCUUAGUGAAAUCCUAGCCAGACAAAUAAGAUUCGUUAUACCUGUGAUUACGAGAGACUUUUGGUUUUUCUUUCUUUUCCUCUUACUCUAUUUGUGACUAU